This is a messenger RNA of Plodia interpunctella (Indianmeal moth), 2312 nucleotides long. Its product is annotated as hemocyte protein-glutamine gamma-glutamyltransferase-like. Gene Ontology annotation, molecular function: protein-glutamine gamma-glutamyltransferase activity. The record is from RefSeq and is a predicted model, not a curated record. The coding region runs from base 159 to 2276 and encodes 705 amino acids. The transcript has 15 exons. Lineage: Eukaryota; Metazoa; Arthropoda; Insecta; Lepidoptera; Pyralidae. Gene Ontology annotation, biological process: peptide cross-linking.
UCCAAACAUAUACCCGAGUCAGGCCGGCCGGUGAUCAGUCGACGCGUGCGCAUCUCAGUGCGCGUUCUAAAUUUAAAUUAUUUUUUGUCAAUCGUGUUCGUGAUCGUGUGAAGUGUUGAUUGAUUUAUUUUGAUUGUGGGAAAAGAAAAGCACAAAUCAUGGACCCAGUAGCAGUAGACAUAGUACACUUCUAUCCAAAGGAAAAUUCACAGACACACAACACUGUCAAAUUCGAGGUUGUGAACGAUGAGAACCCUACAACCACCAUUCUGCGUCGAGGACAACCCUUCAACGGAGUGGUCCGUUUCACCAGGCCUUUUGAUGAGGAGAAUGAUGUUGUGCAGCUGGUGUUCACAUUAGGAGACAAGCCCCAGUUCGAGACAAUGGGUUCAGUGCGCCUGCGCCGCGACGUGGUGUCCGACAAGCACUCCUGGAGCGCAAAACUGCUCGACGUCCAGGAAGAUACUGUUUCCUUCGAGGUAUCGACCCCUGUGUCCCUCCCUGUAGGUAACUGGGCCCUCCGAGUGGUGACCAAAGUGAAGGGCAGUCAAGAGAGGAGGAUCUACGAUUUUGAUCAGGACCUGUACAUCUUGUUCAACCCAUGGAACCCAGAUGACCAGACCUAUAUGGAAGACUGCCAAUUACUUCAGGAAUACGUGCUCAAUGAUGUGGGCAAAGUCUGGGUGGGGCCGAUAAAAACAACCCGCGGCAAGCCCUGGGCCUACGGACAGUUCGAUGCUGUUGUAUUGCCGGCUUGCAUGCUUAUGCUGGACCGAGCUGAAAUUCCAUUCCACCAUCGAGGAGAUCCAAUCAAAAUGACACGUACUAUCUCCCGGAUAGUCAAUUCCAAUGACGACGGCGGCGUGCUAGUCGGGCGCUGGGAUGGAAACUAUGAAGAUGGGACAGCUCCCUCUGAGUGGACAGGGUCUGUGGAUAUACUGCAGCAGUACCUGGAGACGCAGCAGGAGGUCCAAUAUGGACAGUGUUGGGUGUUCGCUGGAGUUGUAACUGCUGUUUGUCGCGCCCUCGGCAUCCCAUCUCGCGUGGUCUCCAAUCUGGUAUCAGCCCACGACGCCAACAGUUCCCUAACCGUGGACAAAUACUACACAGAAGACAUGGAAGAAAUGAAUUUUGAUCCUAAUAACCCAGCCGGUGCUGAUUCUAUCUGGAACUACCACGUGUGGAAUGAUGUGUGGAUGGCGAGGCCGGAUCUACCUGCAGGAUAUGGUGGCUGGCAAGCCAUUGACGCUACUCCUCAAGAAACUUCCCAAGGAAUGUAUCAAUGCGGGCCCGCGUCUCUGGAGGCGAUAAAACAAGGAGUCCUUGGCUUGGGUUACGAUGUGGAGUUCAUGCUGGCUUCAGUCAACGCUGAUCUGAUGCGGUGGAGGGAAGACCCUGAGGCGGAGAGCGGCUUCUCCAUGGUUGACACCAAUAAUUAUCAUAUCGGCCGCAUGAUCCUGACAAAGAAGCCGUAUGUCUUCGACCCAAUCGGAGACGAGGACAGGGAACAGAUCACUGACCAGUACAAGUUCAGAGAGGGCACCACCUCCGAAAGGCUGGCUCUCAUGAACGGCGUCAGAUUCUCCGAGAGAGCUAAAAGGUACUACGCCGUCGUGAGCAACCUGAAGAGUGACGUCACGUUCAAGCUGCGUGAGCUGGAGACUGUCCCCAUCGGCGAGCAGUUCCGAGUCACUGUCGACAUCGAGAACAAUGCUGAUGAGGCCCGAAACAUCAAAGCAUCGCUGUCAGCGUCCAGCGUGUUCUAUAACGGAAACAGAGCUGGUGUCGUGAAAAAAGUCGAGGGGAAAAUUUUAGUGGGACCAGGCCAAAUUGAACAGAUAAGCAUACUGGUGAAAUCCGAUGACUACUUGCCGAAGCUGGUGGAGUACUGCAACAUGAAGCUGUCGGCGAUGGCCAUAGUUGAGGAGACCAAGCAGUCCUGGGCUGAUGAUGAUGACUUCCAAAUCCUUAAGCCGAAUAUUAACAUAAAGUUCAACGAAGACCUAAUCAUCGGACAGCCAGCCACCACCGUCCUCUCCUUCGUUAACCCUCUAGAGAUUCCUCUCACAGGCUGCGAGUUCCGAAUGACGUCAUCAGGCAUCGUGGGCCGUACGCUGCGUUGCCCCGCACCUGAGGUGGAGCCGAAGGCGCUCCUGUCUGUCCAACUGCCCGUACAGCCUAAUAAACUUGGCAGCAUCAGCUUUGUAGCGACAUUUAAAUCUGCUGAACUGAAAGAUAUCACUGGUGCAGCUACCGCAGACGUCUUUGAAGGCUGAAGACAAUAAUAAUUUGUAUAUAUAUAUAUAUAUAUA